Brachypodium distachyon (stiff brome) is the source of this 1139-nucleotide messenger RNA. Its product is annotated as nuclear transcription factor Y subunit B-3. NCBI's taxonomy places the organism in Eukaryota, Viridiplantae, Streptophyta, Magnoliopsida, Poales, Poaceae. Gene Ontology annotation, biological process: regulation of transcription by RNA polymerase II. The coding region runs from base 53 to 820 and encodes 255 amino acids. The record is from RefSeq and is a predicted model, not a curated record. The transcript has a single exon. Gene Ontology annotation, molecular function: protein heterodimerization activity; DNA-binding transcription activator activity, RNA polymerase II-specific; RNA polymerase II cis-regulatory region sequence-specific DNA binding. Gene Ontology annotation, cellular component: CCAAT-binding factor complex; nucleus.
AAAGACAGAAGCAACCCUAGAACAGUAGGAGUAGUAGCCAGGCGUAGCCAAAAUGGAGAUGGGUUUCGCUGCAGGCACGGCGGCGAACGGCGGCGGUGGUGCGGCGGCCGCGACGAACGGCGGCGGGGGAGGGAAGGCGCCGGCGGCGGCGGCCAUACGGGAGCAGGACCGUCUGAUGCCGAUCGCGAACGUGAUCCGGAUCAUGCGUCGCGUGCUGCCGCCGCACGCCAAGAUCUCGGACGACGCCAAGGAGACGAUCCAGGAGUGCGUGUCGGAGUACAUCAGCUUCAUCACGGGGGAGGCCAACGAGCGGUGCCAGCGGGAGCAGCGCAAGACCAUCACCGCCGAGGACGUGCUCUGGGCCAUGUCCCGCCUCGGCUUCGACGACUACGUCCAUCCGCUCGGCGUCUACCUCCACCGCUUCCGCGAGUUCGAGGGCGAGGCCCGUGGCGGCGGCCUCGGCGCCGGGGCAGGAGGCUCGCUCAGGUCCCCCCGCGGCGGGCCGGCGCCCGGGUCGGCGUCGUCCAUGGUGCCUGGUGCUCAGCACCACCACGACAUGCAGAUGCACGCCGCGGCCAUGUACGGGAACCCCAUGGCGCCGCCGCACCAUCACGCGUUCCUCAUGCCGCAGCCGCAUUACGGGCAGCAGUACGAGAUGUACGGCGGCGGCGAGCAUGGGAUGGGCGCCGCCGCGUACUACGGAGGUGGGUACGCGCCCGGAAACGGCGGACAUAAUGGAGACAGCGGCAGCGGCGGCGGGGGCGCAAACACGCCGCAGGCUGUCAACUUCGAGCACCAGCAGCCGUUCGGGUACAAGUAGUAAUCUUAAGCUUAGCCCUGCAUCUGCAAUGUGCAGCUAGGUAUGGCAUUUUAAGUCUAGUGUACUGGUCAGCUUGUUGGUUAGAACUACUCUGUUGUGCUUUAGCCCUUCAUUAGGCGCAUGCAUGCAUCUAUCUAGCUAGCUAGUGACCUCUCCGUUGUGCUUUUGCGAAGUUCAAAUGGCGAUCAGAUCUCAGGCGUCCUUGUAUCCUGUUUUACUUAACUGCAUCCAAUUUUACUUUUCUCUCCGUUGUGCUUUUCCAAUUCCAACUUAGCUAUUCCACCGUCGAGGAAUUAGCAACAACUAUCUUGUAAUCUUA